Messenger RNA from Saccoglossus kowalevskii, 1625 nucleotides. Its product is annotated as prolow-density lipoprotein receptor-related protein 1-like. The record is from RefSeq and is a predicted model, not a curated record. Lineage: Eukaryota; Metazoa; Hemichordata; Enteropneusta; Harrimaniidae. Gene Ontology annotation, molecular function: protein binding; calcium ion binding; hormone binding. Gene Ontology annotation, cellular component: apical plasma membrane; plasma membrane; signaling receptor complex. Gene Ontology annotation, biological process: receptor-mediated endocytosis.
AAGGAUGUAAUACAAUACAGUGUGCCAAUGAAGGGACUUGUUACAUGGACAAUCAGAAAGCUAAGUGCAGAUGCCCAGACCGAUACUCUGGCGACCGUUGUCAAACCGACGUGUGUUUGAAUCACUGUCUGAAUGGUGCUACUUGCACUGCUUUACGAGGUCAGCCAAUAUGCAGCUGUACGGAUCGUUAUGAAGGGCUACGAUGUAAACGGGAUAAGUGCAAUGGAUUCUGUUACCAUGACAGCAAAUGUGAAAUAUUGAAUGGUCAACCUUCCUGCAUCUGUGAGGGUACAUAUGGAGGGAGCAGAUGCCUUCGUGAUUUGUGCGACAAUUAUUGCUACAACAGUGGAACAUGUGAGGUGAACAGUGUGUCUAACGACAGAAAACCUGUGUGUCAUUGUUCAUCACCGUAUGGAGGGGAGAGAUGUGAGAAGAACUUGUGUAAGGAUGUUGUCUGUUAUAAUGAUGGAGUUUGUGAGUCUCUUGAUGGUGAAUCAGCUCAGUGUUCUUGUAAACCUCUCUUCUCUGGAACUUCCUGCCUCGAUGACCUGUGUGAAGGAAUUUGUCAGAAUGGUGGUGUAUGUUUUGACAAUGAUGGUGCAAUAAACUGCAAUUGCACUGAAGAAUACGGUGGUCGUUAUUGCGAUCAUGCAAAAGCCCACCCUGAUGAAUGUGAAUGUAAGCAUGGAGAUUGCGUUUAUGAUAAAACGUCAGAAACGAAGAUGGCAGUGUGCAAGUGUUAUUUUGGAUGGGAAGGUCCUAGCUGUGAAUACAAGUCUUGUGAAGGAUACUGUAAAAAUAGCGGUACAUGUAGCAAGACAAAUAAUAAACUGAAAUGCAGCUGUACAGCUGAGUUUUCUGGAAACCAAUGUGAAUUGAAAAAAGCAUCAGAAGAGUUAUGUGAACACUUGAAUUGUGGUCUUUAUGGAAUCUGUGUUCACACUGAUGGAGGGGAUGUUGUCUGCCACUGUAAUGACGAUUGGGACGGGUCGAAUUGUGAUCAACCCAUUCAUGGAACAGCUGAUGAACAAAAAAGUUCUGAUUCAUCAACAUCCAUUGCUGUAGCAGUACCCAUAAUAUUACUCGUUAUUGUAAUCAUUAUUAUACUUGGAAUAAUACUGUACAGAAGAAGAGCAAGUCAAUAUCAAGGAUUCCAGCAUAAACGUAUGAAGAACGGUGGAGGAGCCACAAAUGUUGAAAUUGGAAAUCCAACAUUUUUAUACGACCAAACAGAAGAUGAUGAUGGUGCCCCGGAUUUACUUGAUACAGGAUUUAAUCUAGACCCAGAUAAGCCUACCAAUUUCUCAAAUCCUAUGUAUGACACGCUAUACUCUGGUGGUCCUAGCGCCUCCUCUUCACUCGCAAGUCUUGAAGAGAAAAAAGAAAAUUUACUUUUAAAAACAGAAGAUGAAACAACGCCACUAAACCCGAAUGAUGGCGAAGAUGGUGAUCCGAAUGAUGUUGAUCCAGAAAAUCCGAAAGAGAGCUCGCCAAUUUUAUGCUGAUUUCAGAGUAUCUUCACGCUCUUAUACAUAUCUACAAAUGAAUGUACAAAAUAUUGGGAGUUUGGUCAGAACAGAACGUUGUUUUUUUUCUCAUCAUGGGAUUUGAUGACUAUAUAAAGU